Molecule: messenger RNA, 694 nt
Organism: Ectocarpus siliculosus
Lineage: Eukaryota; Phaeophyceae; Ectocarpales; Ectocarpaceae
Source: the annotation of a GenBank genome assembly
UUCCACUCUUCUCUCCCAGCAGUCCUUCAGCUCGAGACCGACCACACCCACCCAUCCCUCUCCACAGAAAUCAAAGACAACAAGAAGAAUGCCUUCCACCGCCACCCUCAACUACUUCGGACUCCCCGGCCGGGGUGAGGCUACCCGCGUCGCGCUCGCCUACGCCGGGAAGGAUUUCGAGGACAACCGAAUGGGGUUCCCUGAGUACGGUGCCUGCAAGUGGGCGGGCAAGGGUCUGCCUGUCUUGGAGAUGGACGAUGCCGAGUACACCCAGUCGACCGCCCUCCUCCGGUAUGCCGGCAAACUGGGAGGCCUGUACCCCGACGACGCGCUCGCCGCCCUCAAGGUGGAUGAGAUAGUGAUGAUCGCGGAGGACGUAAUGGCCAACAUGUUCAAGUGCAUGGGCCAGGAAGACGACACCGUGGCCAAGGAAGUCCUCGAGGGAAAGAUCAAGACCCUGGUAGGCAUGCUUGUCGCCAAGCUUGCGGCUAACCCGUCCUCCAAGUUCUUCGUCGGGAACUCCCCCACCAUCGCGGACCUCCAGGUGCACGCCGUGAUCAAGAACUUCGAAGCAAACUUCCUGACGGGUCUCCCCACGACGCACAUCGCGGACACCGCCCCCACGCUCAUGGAGAUGCAGGCCGCCCUCUUGGAGGACCCCAAGGUGAAGGCGUACUACGCUUCCAAGGCGUGA